AUGAUCUAUUGUAAUUGGUGUAUUUGGAAGAAUAGAAAUUUGUUGAAAUUCGAAGGGAGGGGUAAGGCAGCAAAGGUGCUCGUCAAGGAGGUUGAGUUGCUAGUGGAGGAAUUCAGAUCAGGGAAUACAAAGGAAAAGCUUCCUGUGGUGGUGAGAACUCAAGCUUGGAGGCCGCCAAGGGAAGGGUGGUAUAAAGCAAAUGUGGACGGGGCAGUAUUCAAGGAGACUAACAGCUGUGGGGUUGGAGUGGUGAUUCGAAAUGAUCAAGGCCAAAUCAUGGGGGCUAUGAGUAAGAGGCUGAACCUUCCGUUAGGAGCGGUGGAAGUUGAAGCGAAAGCUUUUGAAGAGGGGUUAAGGCUAGCAGGUGACCUCGGGUUGAACCAAGUAAUCCUGGAGGGAGAUGCUCAGUCAAUUACAAAUGCUUUGAUGGGUAAGAGCUUGCCGCCAUCCUCAAUCCAAAGGCUUAUUGCUGGUGCUAGUCGUUGGAAGCAAUGGGUUCAAGUGUGGAGUGCAAGCUAUGUCCGUAGAGAUGGGAAUGGGGCUGCACAUGUAAUGGCUCAAAAUGCCAAAUCUAUUUCUGAUUGUGUAGUGUGGGUAGAAGAUACCCCACCAAUGAUUCAAUGCCAAGUGCAUAGAGAUGUUCUUAUGUUGAACCAAGUUUCUGUUUAA
This is a messenger RNA of Quercus robur (English oak), 669 nucleotides long. RefSeq lists its product as uncharacterized. Gene Ontology annotation, molecular function: RNA-DNA hybrid ribonuclease activity; nucleic acid binding. The transcript has a single exon. The record is from RefSeq and is a predicted model, not a curated record. Lineage: Eukaryota; Viridiplantae; Streptophyta; Magnoliopsida; Fagales; Fagaceae. The coding region runs from base 1 to 669 and encodes 222 amino acids.